AUGAUUAGAGCGAUUGGAAAAUCUUGGCGCGACUCUGCUUCACUGAUAGUGCUUUCAAAACGAAGUCCAAAUGGUAUAUCGAGUAGUGACACGGGGGAUAGUAACUACGAUAUCUUGUUGCAGACUCGAACAGUUGACGCUUCUUUCUCGAAAGGUGUAGUGUUUCCGGGCGGUGUGAGCGAGGAGGCGGACGCGAGUGAGCAUUGGCUUCACCUCCUCAGCUCUUUUGGCUUUGGUCAGAGCGACUUCGAAACUCUGCACCGAGCUGGUACAACCAUCACACCAAUCUUCGCAGAUAACCCCAUUAAAAGACACAUUGCAUUACGAAUUACUGCAAUAAGGGAAACAUUUGAGGAACUAGGUCUACUAAUCUGCAGUUCUAAGCAGAAAGAUAAUAGAAAUGAUAUAUUAUGGACAAAUGUCAUAGCAGAUAUUGAUGUUAAACAUUGGCAGAAACGGGUCAGUGAGGAUCCUUCCGAGCUUCUCAGUCUAUGUAAGGAACAUAAUUGCUAUCCUGACAUAUGGAGUUUGUACUACUGGAGUAACUGGUUGAGUCCAAUUCAUAUAAAAACGAGGUUUGAUACAGCAUUUUUUGUAGCUGCAUUAGAAAAUAAACCAGCUUCUAUUAAAGCAAAUUCAGAAGUUGUUAAUGUUGAGUGGGCAAGCACAUUGGCCACUUUAGAAGCAAACAGACAAAGCAAGUUACAAUUAUAUCCACCCCAAGGAUAUGAAUUGCACCGCUUGUCCAAAUUCAAUGACCUUGAAAAAUUAACCAACUUUGCAAAGGAAAGAAGCAGUAAAGGGGAUGAACUAUUUUACCCCAUGCGUAUAGAGGUUAAUGAUGGCACUUUAUAUACUUUUCCAGGCGACUACCUCUACCCAGCAAAUUUAGAUCUCAUUAAUACUCCAGUUGUAAAAGAAAACAAAACUAUAUUAGAGCUCCGAGGAACUUAUAAAUCACUACAUCGUUUAGAAACGACCCACGAUCAAAAGACCGUUCUCGUAACACAAAACUACACUCCAAAGUAUCAUAUCAAUAUGGGCAACGAAAUCACUCCUCUCAAUAUUAAAGUUCAUAAUAUUAAG
Messenger RNA from Brenthis ino (lesser marbled fritillary), 1086 nucleotides. The record is from the annotation of a GenBank genome assembly. NCBI's taxonomy places the organism in Eukaryota, Metazoa, Arthropoda, Insecta, Lepidoptera, Nymphalidae.